UUCAAGGUUGCUUUAGUUUUACCUGGUAGUGAAGGUCUAGCUGCUCAUGUUCUCAGAGUUGGCGGUGGCAAGGGGACACCUCCUGUAGUUCCAGCAGACGUCGACCUCCUCCCCGCACAUUGAGUCCUUCGCUCCUGGGCGGCCCAAGGCCGGCUUUGAUAUCUUGGCGUGGAGAGGGAGACUUCAGCUGAGAAAGGAAGAGAAGAGUGGAUUGGGGGCUCCGAGGAGGAAAGCGGAAGAUCUCUUCUCUGGGAGUGGGGAAGAAGGGAUCGGUCGGGGUCCGGGGGGGAAGAAUGGUCGUCAUAGCCGUGCUUAUAGGAGGAGCAGAAGACGGAUCUUAGACGAGCAAUUCCACCUUCCCCAAACAUUCCGAAGACAUUGUGUUCCUUCUCAUGAUCUGAUUUCUGGCUCUGUGCUAUAUAUACUGUGGCCUGGGAGAGUUCAGUUUUUCUUUUCACUGAUGUAAAAGUGGAGAUGUUAAUUACCCAGGAAUGUAUUGCUUGAGGCCGUUCACCUGGAGGUGUAUUACUUGAAGAUAAUAUAUUGCUUGACUGUAAUACAGCAAAUUUAUACUCAUAGAGAAAAAAUAAGCGGUAUUUGAAUAAAAGCAGAACAGAGGGCUGUUGCCACAACCAUAUGAUCAUCACCUUUGCCUUAACCUCUGGCCACCGUCUGUCGCUAAGAUGAGCAGCCACCAUUCCUCUCGUUUUGACCCUGAGCAUCGAGUCCGGAGCACGUUGAAGAAGGUCUUUGGGUUUGACUCUUUUAAGACGCCUUUACAGGAGAGUGCGACCAUGGCUGUAGUGAAAGGUGACAAGGACGUCUUUGUGUGCAUGCCCACAGGGGCAGGAAAAUCCCUGUGCUAUCAGCUCCCUGCUGUGUUGGCCAAGGGCAUCACCAUCGUCGUCUCUCCUCUCAUUGCUUUGAUUCAGGACCAGGUAGACCACUUGCUGGCCUUGAAGGUGCGAGUAAGUUCCCUGAACUCGAAGCUCUCAGCCCAGGAGAAGAAGGAGCUGCUCUUUGACCUGGAGCAAGAAAAGCCCCGUACCAAACUUCUGUACAUUACACCCGAGAUGGCGGCUUCAGCCUCCUUCCAGCCCACUCUCACCUCCCUGGUGUCCCGCCACCUGCUGUCCUACCUGGUGGUGGAUGAAGCUCAUUGUAUUUCCCAGUGGGGCCAUGACUUCCGUCCUGACUACUUGCGUCUGGGGGCCCUGCGCUCCCGCCUGACACAUGCCCCGUGCGUGGCCCUGACCGCCACAGCCACCCCGCAGGUCCAGGAGGACGUGUUUGCCGCCCUGCACCUGAAGCAGCCGGUCGCUGUCUUCAAGACUCCCUGCUUCCGGGCCAAUCUCUUUUACGAUGUGCAGUUUAAGGAGCUGCUUUCUGACCCCUACGGGAACCUGCGGGACUUCUGCCUUAAGGCUCUCGGACAGAAGACUGAUAAAGGGUUGUUUUCCGGCUGUGGCAUUGUCUACUGCAGGACCAGAGAGGCUUGUGAACAGCUGGCGAUAGAGCUCAGUUCCAGGGGGUUGAAUGCCAAGGCCUACCACGCAGGGCUCAAGGGUUCUGAAAGAACACUGGUGCAGAACGAGUGGAUGGAGGAGAAAGUCCCCAUAAUUGUUGCAACCAUUAGUUUUGGGAUGGGAGUGGACAAAGCCAAUGUCAGGUUUGUCGCCCACUGGAAUAUUGCCAAAUCUAUGGCCGGGUACUACCAAGAGUCUGGCCGCGCGGGCAGGGAUGGGAAGCCUUCCUGGUGCCGUCUCUAUUACUCCAGGAACGACCGGGACCAAGUUAGCUUCCUGAUCAGGAAAGAAGUAGCAAAUCUGCAGGAAAAGAGAGGAAACAAAGCGUCCGAUAAAGCUGCCGUCGUGGCCUUUGAUGCCUUGGUGAACUUCUGUGAAGAACUGGGGUGUCGCCAUGCUGCCAUUGCCAAGUACUUCGGGGAUGCGCUCCCUGCCUGCACCAAAGGCUGCGACCACUGCCAGAAUCCCGCAGCUGUGCGAAAGCAGCUGGACACCUUGGAGCAUGCGAGCAGCUGGAGCAAGACCUGCAUCCGGCCCUCCCAGGAGAACGGCUUCGACCCCGAGCUGUACGAGGGAGGCCGCAGAGGCUACGGGGGCUUCAGCAGGUAUGAUGAAGGUUCUGGAGGCAGCGGGGACGAGGGCAGAGAUGAGGCCCACAAGCGGGAAUGGAACCUCUUCUACCAGAAGCAGAUGAGUCUGCGCAAGGGUAAAGACCCCAAGAGAGAAGAAUUUGUACCCCCAGAUGAGGAUUGUCCCCUAAAAGAGGCUUCUAGCAGGAAGAUCCCCAGGCUCACUGUAAAGGCCCGUGAGCACUGCCUGGGGCUCCUGGAGGAGGCUCUGAGCAGUAACUGCCAGGCCGCAGGUGCCUCUGACAGACCUGCCCUCCAGGCCACGGCUGUGGAGAUGGAACACGAGAUGUUCCGAAACGCCAAGGCAGUCAACCUGUACAAGGCCAGCGUGCUGAAGAAGGUGGCCGAGAUCCACCGAGCCUCCAAGGACGGGCAGCUCUACCUCGAGGCAGGUGGCGCCCAGAGCCGCAGUGUCCAGGCCGAGCCCCCGGAGCCCUCUGAGCAUGACAUCUUGCCAGCCUCCCAGGUGUACUCGCUCAAACCCAAGCGUGUGGGAGCUGGUUUCCCCAAAGGCUCCUUCCCAUUCCAAACGGCCACAGAGAUGAUGGAGAAGAUGCGGGCCGAGGCACAAGCCCCCUGGCCUGUGCAGGAGCCCCCGAGCCAGCCCCAUGGCCUCCAGAAUGAGGAAAGCAGUGAGGCCGUCCCUGGGCUCAGAGGAGAGGCCCCUGGAAGCAGCACUCGUUGUGGGGGGCCCUCCCCUGAGAAGAAGGUGAGAGGCCCCUCCAGGGGCAGUUCCCUUGCCCAGGUCCGCACCAGCAGGAAGCAGCAGCUCCUGGCCGCUGCGGCGCUGAGGGAUUCUCAGAACAUCGCCCGCUUCUUCUGCCAAAGGGCCGAGAGCCCCCCUCUACUCGCUUCAGCCCCAGGGGCAGAAGGCGCCGGCGCUUCCUGUGAUGGGUUGCAGGGAGCCCUGGCUGUGGCCCCAGUGCAGUGCUCCGGGGAGGAGGAUGGGGCGCCGGGAUGCUUGGCUGCCCCUCCACAGACAGAGGGGUGCACCAAAAAGGGAACAAGUGCCUGCCCGCCCAGAGACCCAGGGACCCCUGGAGGCCAAUCUACCCCUGCAGUGGAGACACAGAGGGGCAAGCGGCCUGGGCCCCUGCAGGACAACAACCCAGAGAGCCAGGCCCAGAAGAGGCCCCGCCCUUCAGCCAAUGGCUCCAUCUUAGCUAAGGCCAAGGACAACACCUCGGCUGGUGACCAGAGCCCUGCAGAGCCCACAGCCCACGGCUCCUGCCAGCUCCCUCCUCCCGGCAUCUCCCUGAAGGUGGCUGCAAGCGUUGUGGUCAAGUGCCUGACCCCUUUCUACAAAGAGGGCAAGUUUGCAUCUAAGGAAUUGUUCAAAGGCUUCGCCCGCCACCUCUCGCACUCGCUGGCUCAGCGGUCCUCUCUGGGAGGGAACGUGAAGGAAGAGGCCCAGCACCUCAUCAAGCAAUUUUUCCACGGCCGGGCCCGCUGCGAGAGUGAGGCUGACUGGAAUAGUCCGUGUGACCCACAGACGUGACCAGCUGCGGCCCAGCAGGACCAGGUCCUCCCUGGACUCGCCCAUAGGCCACCCUGGCUGGGCCUCACUCGGGAAUGGACACAGUGGACAGGCUGCCGCCAGCAGCAUCUCUUUCCUCAGGGUCCUCCCCCUUCCAGCCACUCCUUGCCGAGGAGAUGGCCCAGACUCCUCCCAAAUCAAGGUCAGCAGCUGGAGAUCAGCCCCCCUUCUCGCUACUUGCAAGGCCUGAGGCCCUCUUUUUCCCAGCCUCUCCUGGCCCUCGUGGCUGUCUUCUGGGUCCCCAGGGUGCGGGUGGUGUUGCUGCUGCCUCGGAGAGCAGGAAGGAGAAAGGGCCCUUCUACCUGCUGUACUUAAGCUGUAAGCCAGGGCUGAGGUCCACCUGUGCGAGGCAUUGGCGCCCCCUCGGGAGGAGCCCCGCUGGCCCCGGGUGCAGGCCCUGCUCCCGCUCAGGUCCGGGCCAGGAAGGCUGGGCUGGACCAAGACGUUUGCCAGAGAAAUAAAGUCCUGUUUGCUGUGACACACUCAUGCUCACACA
Molecule: messenger RNA, 4188 nt
Organism: Artibeus jamaicensis (Jamaican fruit-eating bat)
Lineage: Eukaryota; Metazoa; Chordata; Mammalia; Chiroptera; Phyllostomidae
Gene: RECQL5
Product: RecQ like helicase 5
Exons: 19
Coding region: 684-3653 (989 amino acids)
Biological process (GO): double-strand break repair via homologous recombination
Cellular component (GO): chromosome; cytoplasm
Molecular function (GO): 3'-5' DNA helicase activity; nucleic acid binding; four-way junction helicase activity
Source: RefSeq, a predicted model, not a curated record